Ipomoea triloba (trilobed morning glory) is the source of this 1489-nucleotide messenger RNA. RefSeq names its product probable RNA-binding protein ARP1. NCBI's taxonomy places the organism in Eukaryota, Viridiplantae, Streptophyta, Magnoliopsida, Solanales, Convolvulaceae. The record is from RefSeq and is a predicted model, not a curated record. Gene Ontology annotation, molecular function: RNA binding. The coding region runs from base 279 to 1088 and encodes 269 amino acids. The transcript is spliced from 6 exons.
CACACAAUGUCCAACUGUCUUGCUCUUCUGUCCAUCUGUUUUUUUUUUCAUUAUAUUAUAUUAUUCCAUUCCAGUACACUCACACUACCUCCCUCCCCACUACUUCCAUCCAUCUCCCUGUUUAUAUAUGUAAUCUCUCGCCAUUUCCUCUCAAUCCCCUUGUUGACUCUCUCUCUCUCUCUCUCUCUCUCCUAUUCUAUUCUAUUUUAAUUAAGGUUUGCAGAGAGCGAGGUUAUAGAUACAUAUAUAGAGAUAGAUUGUGGAUUGGGUUAUCGGAGAUGACAAUGAGCAACCUUAACAGCACCGUCGUGGCCGGGCAGAAUAAUAACUUGGGUGACACGACGUUGACGAAGGUGUUCGUGGGAGGGUUGGCGUGGGAGACACCUAAGGAGGCCAUGAGAGAGCACUUUGAGAAGUUUGGAGAGAUUUUGGAGGCUGUUAUCAUCUCCAACAAGCUCACCGGCAGAUCUAAAGGCUACGGUUUUGUGACUUUUAAAGAUGCUGAGGCAGCGAAGAAGGCUUGCGAGGACGCAACGCCGAUGAUCCACGGCCGGAGAGCCAACUGCAAUCUUGCUUCGCUUGGCGCGCGCCGCCCCCGGCCGCCGCAUUCCUCCACCACCCCUCCACCGCCACAAGGGCCCAAUGUUGGACCGAGGGGAGCCUCGACAGCGCCCGUAAAUCACGUGCAGUGGUACUAUCCCGCCGGAGCACCGCCGCCACCUCCUCCGGCCGCCGGCAUCGCUGCUCCUCCGCCAUUCCACCCUCAGAACCACCGCCAAGCCGUUCCAAUUUACGGGUACCCUCCGACAUACGUUGCCACAGACAUGACUUAUAAUCACAAGGUGAGCUACGGCGGCGGGGCCUACAUGAACGGGCAUUUUUAUCACCCCGGCCAGGCCAUGAUGGGUGCAAACACGUUGGUGCCAGUGUACCCUUUCUACCAAAUUCACCAUCAGACACAGACAUUGGGCCUGCCGGCCCAUUUGUACUCUCCGACAACUCCGGGCCCAGUUCCCACUGUUCCGGCCCUCGUAUCAAAGCCCACAUCAAUCGCCCCGACCGCAGCAGUUUGCUUGGCUGUGGAAUAGGUACAGUUGUUGGGAAUGGAGAAGCUCUGAAGAGGGUGGUUAAGGGAAAUUAGGUAUGGAAGGAGGAUCAAAGUGCAAAUAACACAAAAAAAAAGAAGGAAGAAGAGGAUGAUGAUGGCUGCUCAGAACAACAUUAUUAUCAGAUCUGCAGUGGCUCUUCUGAUUUCCCAUUUUAUUUUAUUUUUUUUCUUUUUUAUUGUUUUAAUUUUUUUUUUAUGGGAGAAAAAAAAAAAGAUUCUUAUGAUGAAUAGGCAGCCGCUAAUUAGAUUCAUUCAUUCUCUUCAUUGUCGUCUAACCUUGUACGUAGCGGUAGCUCAGCUUGUUGAGCUGCAUGCUGGCAUAAAUCUGGGAUUUUAUAUUGUAAUGUAACCUAAAACAGUUAAAAUCAUGCAUGCUUUUCA